CCAUAGCCAUUAGCGAAAGACACUUGGCACCCGUCUGACGUAAACAGACUUCGUGAGGAUCAAGUUAUUACGUAAUGAGAUUCAUACCUCAGUUCAACACUGACCGUUGGCUUGAAAGGAUGUAUGAGUUCUUAUCCAUUUAAUAAAAUCAAAACCGUGUUAUACAGUGCAGUUAAUAGUUCAAAUCAUCAAGAAAACUUAGUGGAUUUUCUGAAUUCAUUUGUAAACACGUAGCGCCAACUAUCACCAUGGAGACUCGUGCCAUCCUUGUAUUUUUGGCUGCCUGCUAUGUGACAAAUGGAGCAAGGAUCAUUGGGGUGUUUCCAUAUCAAGGUCGGAGCCACAACAUAAUGUUUGAGCCCUUGAUGAUUGGUUUGGCACGUGCUGGGCAUACAAUCGACAUGAUCAGUCACUUUCCUCCGGCGAAACCAGUGCCAGGAUAUAAUCAUAUAAAUCUCAAAGGCUCACUGCCGACUUACGUAAACAAUGUGACAGCGUCUCUUGCCCGUCAAGCAACGACAGUUGGCUACGGAAUUAGUGCAAUAUGUGGCCCGUUAUCAAAGCAGUUGUGCAGUCUUUUCGAAACUCCUCAGGUGCAGAAUAUUCUCAAUACUGACGCCAAGUACGAUUUGAUGGUCACAGAGGUUUUCUCGACGAAUUGUUUCCUGGCAGUGGCUUACAAAUUAAAGAUUCCAGUGGUCGGGGUCGGCAGCAGCGUGAUGUAUUCCUGGGGUUAUGAUCCUUUUUACGGUGAAGCGAAUCCCAGCUUUAUACCGUCGCAGUUUGGGGCAUUUACGAACGAAAUGGGUUUUAUCCAACGUGUCGAGAAUACGAUAGUCCACUUUUACUCAAAGUACCUCUUCUAUAGCUACGAAAAGGCUGUGUCUGAACCAGUUGCCAAGAAGCAUGUUCCAGAUUUGCCAUCGUUGAACGAAAUCUACAACAAUAUGAGCCUUCUGCUCGUCAACAGUCAUUACAGCGUCCACGGAGCGCGUCCAGGGAACCCCGCCAUCGUCGAAGUGGCAGGUCUACACAUCGACGAGACCCAAGCUCUUUCCAAGGAAUUGGACGUGUUUCUGAACUCCUCGAAAGACGGUGUCAUCUACUUCAGCAUGGGAACGAUGGUCAGGUCAGACACAUUUGAUCCUGAGAAGAUAUCUGCUAUCUACGAGUCCUUUUCGGAACUUUCGAAUUACAAGGUGCUCUGGAAGGGGAACGUAGAGGAUCUACCGAAGCCGUUACCAUCCAACGUAAAAGUAGUUGCAUGGGCUCCUCAGUAUGCAGUUCUGCGCCACCCAAAAGUGAAAGCGUUCGUGACCCACGGAGGUUUAAUGGGAACCAUCGAGGCCAUCCAAGCCGGAGUUCCAAUGGUUGGAAUGCCGUUCAUGGUGGAUCAGACCUUCAACAUAAUGGGAUACGUUCAGAAAGGUAUCGCUGUUCAUCUGAACUACGAAGAUGUAACCAAGGCAAGUUUCUCAAACGCCUUGCGAGAGGUAUUGUUGAACCCGAAGUACCAAUCGAACUCAGAGCGCAUCGCAAGAUUGUUCAAGGACCGUCCAUUGUCACCGUUGGACGAGGCAAUUUUCUGGAUCGAAUAUGUCAUCCGCAACGGGGGCGAGCCUCUUAAAUCGUCGGGCCGCCAUCUCAACUGGUUCCAGUAUUAUUUGUUAGAUGUCUUUCUAUUCUUAAUCAAUAUAGCGGCCAUUGUUCUUACCAUUGUUUACGUGAUCGUCAAAAAAACGCUCUCCGCUAUUGUUGGUACAAAAAGUCACGCAACCUCAAGUAAAAAGAAAAUUUCCUAAGACACGUGCGGUAAAAAAUCAGUAUUUUGAUGGAAUAUAGUUAUGAUGAACAUUUUUAUGUACAAAAAACAGAAUAUACAAUUUUGAAGUCAUUAGUUGGUAGAGAAAAAAAAAAUUGUCAGUUUUGACUUGGCCAUCACACAGUGUCUUGUCUUGAUCACAUUUGCUAAUUAAAAAAAAAAUUUGAGCAAAUUGUGUCGAAGAUAAUAAUUGUUCGUCUCAUUCAUCACCUUGCAAAGGUAAAUUUUUUGUUUGAAGCGACAAAACGUUCCGAUAUACAUCAUUAUGAUGCAUGUUCAUCGAAUGUUCUCAUUGUUUUUGAUUUUGGCUUUGUUACGUCAUUGAUCAUUUUUACGCGAUUCGAGCGAGCACAUUUUCAAUUUCUGGAGUUGGAAACAAAUUUCCGUAAAUUCUCCUACGGCAGUUAGGUUACUAUCUCAUACUGCUAGAAAAAAAAACUUUUACGAAGAAAAAAACAAAAAUUCUCAAGUCAAGAAAAUGUGAUAUU
Molecule: messenger RNA, 2310 nt
Organism: Neodiprion fabricii
Lineage: Eukaryota; Metazoa; Arthropoda; Insecta; Hymenoptera; Diprionidae
Product: UDP-glucosyltransferase 2-like
Exons: 4
Coding region: 249-1802 (517 amino acids)
Molecular function (GO): UDP-glycosyltransferase activity
Source: RefSeq, a predicted model, not a curated record